Cucurbita moschata (crookneck pumpkin) is the source of this 1643-nucleotide messenger RNA. Its product is annotated as F-box protein At1g67340. The record is from RefSeq and is a predicted model, not a curated record. The transcript has 3 exons. Gene Ontology annotation, molecular function: protein binding. NCBI's taxonomy places the organism in Eukaryota, Viridiplantae, Streptophyta, Magnoliopsida, Cucurbitales, Cucurbitaceae. The coding region runs from base 116 to 1270 and encodes 384 amino acids.
CGAAGAGGGGACCUAUAAUUUGGUCCAGACUAUAUAACGCUUCCCAUUUGGUUUUAAAGUUUUACCCAUACAAAAAGCGAGAGAGGCGUGGAUAUCACCCCAACAACAAUCCUCCAUGAGAACUCGAAGAGGCCUCUGUUAUCCUCGUCUUCAACCCCCCUUCUUUUCCGACAACCGUGUUCGAAAAAGAACACACGAUGCCGCCGCCGACGCCGACCGCCAGUUCUGCCGCAAGAGGAACAAGCCCUCUCCCGACAUAAAAACACCCACUUCCGAUUUGUUUGAUUCCUUGCCGGACGAUCUCGUCAUUUCUAUUCUCUCUAAACUCAGCUCCGCCGCUUCCUCCCCCUCCGAGUUCAUCAAUAUCUUGCUAACAUGCAAAAGAUUAAACAGUUUAGGACUUAAUCCCGUUGUAUUAUCAAGAGCUUCACUGAAGAUUUUUGCAAUUAGCGCUCGGAACUGGACGGAAUCGGCUCACCGGUUUCUGAAACAGUGCUCCGACGCCGGCAACGUCGAGGCCUGUUAUACUCUCGGCAUGAUUCGUUUCUACUGUUUGCAAAAUCGAGGAAGCGGGGCUUCUCUAAUGGCCAAGGCGGCGAUUUAUUCCCACGCGCCGGCGCUUUACUCACUCGCCGUCAUUCAGUUCAACGGCAGUGGUGGCUCCAAAAAUGACAAGAAUCUCGGUGCCGGAGUUGCUCUUUGCGCACGUGCCGCUUUCCUCGGCCACAUCGAUGCCCUUAGGGAACUUGGUCAUUGUCUACAAGACGGUUACGGUGUUCGUCAAAACAUAACGGAGGGUCGUCGGUUUCUUGUUCAGGCUAACGCGCGUGAACUCGCCGCCGUGCUUUCGUCGGAGGCGGGGUCUUCCGUUGCCGCAUCGCGUACGUGUCUGACGUGGAAUCCUCAUCCUCACCACCGGCACGUGACGGGCUCUGCAUGUCCGUUGUUAAGCGAUUUUGGUUGUAAUAUUCCGGCGCCAGAGGUUCAUCCAGCGAGUCAGUUUUUGGCGGAGUGGUUCGCGGCACGUGGGGGGUCGCCGGGGGAUGGUUUGAGACUAUGUUCGCACGUGGGGUGUGGCCGACCAGAGACGAGACGGCAUGAGUUUCGUCGAUGUUCCGUUUGUGGUGCCGUUAACUAUUGCUCACGUGCGUGUCAAGCGUUGGAUUGGAAACUCCGCCACAAGAUGGAUUGCGUUCCUGUGGAACGUUGGCUUGAUGAUAACGGUGACGGUGGGGCCGACGGGGUUGAUGAUAUGAUGGACGAAAGUUAAAAAAAAAACAAAAUUUAAAUUAAAACGAGAAAUGACAGUGACGGUAGCCGUUUCUUAACGUCGGCGGCUUCUCGUAAUUUCAGCCGGAGAGACGUGGAAAUAAAGGGAGAGAAUAAAGAAAUGGAAAAGAACGACGAAAAGGCCAUGUUUUUAUUUUUAUUUUUUGGUUUAAUUAUCUUGUAACCAUGGCCGCCGUAUCGCCGCGGCGUUGCGCGGCGGGGCUUUUAUUGUCCUUUUGUGUACAGGGCGGCGGUGCCUUUUUUUUUUUUUUUUUAAUAUUUUUGAAGGGUCGGGGCCUAAUUUUGUACUAUAGAGCAAUCAGUAAUUUACCACCGGUCCCUCUUAUUUAGGUAAUUAUAAUUUCAGAUUAAAA